Penaeus chinensis is the source of this 3863-nucleotide messenger RNA. It is a transcript of the gene wcy, whose product is annotated as WW domain-containing adapter protein with coiled-coil-like. The record is from RefSeq and is a predicted model, not a curated record. The transcript is spliced from 11 exons. The coding region runs from base 302 to 2146 and encodes 614 amino acids. Gene Ontology annotation, biological process: positive regulation of TORC1 signaling; regulation of autophagy. Gene Ontology annotation, molecular function: chromatin binding; RNA polymerase II complex binding. Gene Ontology annotation, cellular component: nucleus. Lineage: Eukaryota; Metazoa; Arthropoda; Malacostraca; Decapoda; Penaeidae.
UUCCCCUCCGGGCUGCAGAAGGAUCCCAAAACUAACAUCGAAUUAUAAAUCAAGCCAACAUCAUCAAUCCGAAAAGGUGGAGGCGAAGAGACGAAUCCUCCGACCGGACGGAGAUCAAUAGCGUUCCCGGGCCCGCUCCUCCGCCGCCGUUCCUGCCUGCCCCAGUUGGCAAGGCGAUCCCCGUUGGAAUAUGGCGUUGUAAUGGGACGAUUUUGAAGGCGCCGACUUUCUGGCUCGUUUUCUGCUCGACGCCCUGCACCCACUCCCUUCCUGAGACGCUCUCCUCCUUAGUAUUGCAUUAAUGGUAAUGCAUGCGAGGAAACUACCACGUAUUAGCGAUGGGUUCAACGAGAAGCACCAGGCCCACAGCUACGAGAAUUCAAAAUACAGUAGUAAGUACCGCUACAGCAACCAUGAGAAAAACAGGGACUCUCCCUCUACAAAUUCUCUGCGAUCCUCCUCACCAGACUCUCGAUCACAGUCUCCACGCUACCACAAGGCUGCCAACUACUACAAGGUGCGUGAGAAGGAGCGGGAAAGAGACCGUGAGAACCGGGAGAGAGACCGGGACAGAGACAGAGAGAGGGAGCGCGAGCGGGAACGGGAACGCGACCGGGACCGGGACCGAGACAGAGAGAGGGACCGGGAGCGCGAGCGGGACCGAGAACGCGACUACCGAGGAGACUACAGGGACAGAGGUGAGUUGUAUGACAGUCGAUCGCCUAAAGACCGCAGGCGAGAAGUGCGAGACCGUGAUAGAGAGCGGGAGCGCGACAGGGACAGCCGUGGAAACCAUGACCGAAUUAAUUCUGUUCACAAGAAAGAGGAAAAAGAACGUUUGGCGAGGGUGGGGGACUGGUCGGAGCAUGUAAGCUCAUCAGGCAAGAAGUACUACUAUAACUGCCGAACUGAGGUAUCCCAGUGGGAGAAGCCCCCAGAGUGGCUAGAAUGGGAGAGAGCACGUGCCAAGGAGACCUCUAAUAGGUCACAUGACAAGACCUCGAAUAGGCAAGACAAACAUUCCAGUUUAGGGGAGAGUUAUCGGGAAAGUCGGGAUAUCAGGGAUGGCGACCGAGACAGGAAUGACAGGGAUAGGAGAGAAAUGUAUCAUAGUGAAGAUAUGUAUGAUAGAAGAGACUCUAGAAAAUAUGGCCAAGAGGUUGGUGCGGCAGACAUGGACAUUUCUUCAGGUGAUAGCACUCCAACGUCAGAGCACCUCCAUAAUAGGGGCAGUGGUGAGAACAGCCACGAUAUCAGUGGGGCCAAUGUGUCGUUAGCAUCGUCAGGUUUGGUGUCUGCGUCGGGCACCUCAGUAACGUCCACCCACGCAGGCUCGGGCCCUGCACUCCUGAGAACUAAGUUGGGAACCAGUUUAGGGAUGCUGCCCACAUCUCUACCCUCCUCCUUACCCCACCUGGGUAGCAGCACGGCGGCCUCCACCUCUGUCACCAACACCACCACCACCACCUCCUCCCUAGGUAGCAGCAUCCCAACCCUCAGUGGUUCCACGCCCAUGGCUGUGCCGCAGCUCCUUAGCCACCACCCUCGCGUCAUAUCCCUCUCUAGUUCUCUGAACAAGGGCGGUGUUGAUGUGGAUACAGGAAAGACUGUCAACUCAAACAACUCUCAUUCUCAUGAUGGAGAGGGACAUCUAGUGAAAUUACAAUUAGAACCUCUAACAAUAUCAGCAAAUAGUAAUAAUAUAGGUGGAGGUCCUCCCACACCAACACACUCUGAAAACCAAGAUGGCAUUGACAUCAGAAAAGUGGGUAGCCCAAGCAGCAGUAUUAACUCGCUACAGUCAUUGACGCAAACAACAGGAGGGUCAUUGGCAGGAGCAAAACCGUUAGUUCCUGCCCUCACGCCCAGUCUGGCUAACUAUUACAAUGAAACCCUCAUUUCACACGUACAAAACUGGCCAGCAGAGAAUUUAGAAAAACCGGCACAGAGAUUAGCUGAGGAAGCUCAUUCUGUUGGAAGUCUAGUGAUGACGCGGGUAUCUGCCGAGCUCAAGAUGGCACGGUCCCUGGUACGACUGGCAGAGAUACAGGCUACACUCCAUGAACAAAGGAUACUUUUUCUACGUGCUCAGAAGCGAGAACUUGAGGAGAUGAAGGCGCAGAAUUCCUUCAUGAGUGACACAUAGUGUUGGGCUGCCUGUGAUAGCUGCCUGGGUCAGUUGUCUGGAUGUUGACAUGCCUGGGAUUAUUUAUAAAGUGUUAUAUUUUCUUAAUCAUGUACUGGAUGUGUGAACAUUGGUGAAGUCCAAAGUGCAGGGUGUGGCAGUGAGGUGAGGCCCGAGUCCUCCCCUUGUGUGGGUUUUGGGCGAGUGCCAGCACCAGUAUCAUCACAGCAGCCAGUGCAAAGAUGACUGCUGCCACAGGCCAGGGUAACUGCCAGCUCCUCACAGGAUUCACCAACAACCUACCGUCCUGUGUCUGGCCCGGCCUACCCUGGCCACCCUCCACCGAUAACCCCAAUGUCAUCUAUGUUUCUCUGUGAUGAAUGACACAACUAGACACCUCUGAAGGCUGAGCCUGUACACUGAACAGCUCUGCUACGUCACAAUGUAAUACCGGCUAGCCAGAGGCUGGCACUGUAUCACACUCCCUGGGGUCUUGAGAAUCACCCCUUCGAGCAUCAUCUGUCCCGUUCCCCUUCGUCACUCUCACUCUGUGUUCCUUCUUUGCUGGCUGACUUGUCAAGCCCACGUGGAUAUCUGGAAGUCUUGGCAGAGCUCUCCAGCCCAAUAGGUUUGAAAAAAAAAAUAACAAGAAAAAAGAAUUGUUGUCUUAUUGCUUUACACAUUUCACAACAAAACACUAGUGAACCACUCCUCUUACCAGCAUGUCACUACCGGAAGGAUGUCACGGGCGGCUUCCACCAGCUCUAUUCCAGCUUCCGGGGAAUAAGUUGGGCGAAGCGAGCGGGGGUGACUUUUCUGUCGCGGUAGCAGUGGUACACGGAACUUUUACCUAUUUACUAUCAGUAGAUUCUGGAGAGCGUAGUUGAAUUUCUUAACUGCUUUCCGUAAUCAGUUAUCCAAGUGUAAGUCCUGUGAAUGUGUUUUGUGUUCUUGGUGACUGUCACAUGGUCCCCAGGGUUGGAUUUGAGGCAGUGUCUUGAGCAUUUUGAUGCUGACAGACUAAAUGUUAUUUAAGUCAUUGUUUUUGCUGGCUAAUCUGUAUCUCAGACAGUCUUUAAAGUUCCAACUGGGCUGUGAAAAGUUUCAUUGUCAUGUUCUUUACCAGUUGUUGAUAUAUCUUCUUCAGGAGUCAUAUGUUUAACUAAAACUAUAAAUUUGUAGAUAAACCGGGUUAUUAUUAUAGUCACUGUUAUUUUCAUAAUUAUAUAUUAACUUUGUUUCUCUGUAGAAAUUUGGAGGCCAUUGUAGUGACUGUAAAGCAAGCAUUUCAUUGUUUUUUCUUUUUUAUUAUUGUUUUUUCUGUUUUUGUAAUUGAUUCUUUCCACCAACACAGCCUCAUAUUUUUACUUAUUUAUUGGAUUUAAUUUUUGUAGUAGGAAUUGUUUGUUGUUUUUUACAAAGACAGUUUCCAAAAAAUAACAAGGGGCUGAUAUUACUAAGGACAUUUAGAUUUCUUUCAAGCAAUGUGGUUUUCUUUCUUUUUCUUCAUUUAUUUUCCCUUUUUUAUACUGUUUUUUUUUUUUUUUCAACUUGAUUGCACUGUUAAUUAUACUCUGAUCAGUUGACAUGGUAACUAAUUUCUCUUUACAUCCUCUCUUCUUCAGGACUAGAAACAAAAUUAUGGGGAAUUGAUUGAUGAUUGGAAGCCAAACGUCUAAUUUUUAUUUUGUGAAGUGUGAGCCAGCUCAGCGACCACUCCAACCAAAAGCCAAGUAUU